CCUGACCCGGCGGAGCCAGAGGAGGACAGCGAGCAACCCGCCAUGGUCCCGAUGGUCGUGGACCACGACUAUGGGGCCAGCGGUACCGUAUGUGUGGACAGGGAGCAGUAUGGAGAUAUGUUGAGGGAACUCGAGGCGCUGAGAGAGCAGGUCCAAACGUAUCAUCUUUCCAACUUUGGACUGAAACGGUUUGCUUCGUCUCCUGAAGACAUCAGAUUUUACACCAGAUUCCCCUCAUACGAGCAUCUGAUGGCGUUUUGGAACCUGAUUGAGGCAGCAACAGCCAAAAUAAUUAGGGUCACCAGAGCAAAGAAAACCUACGCCACUAGCACAACAACUGAAAGCCCUUUAACCAGACCAACUAAACUGCUGCCAAUAGAUGAGCUCUUCCUCUUCCUGACAUACCUGUCCACUGGCUGUACCCAGAGGGAGUUGGGUCAUAGAUUUAACAUCCACCGAGCAACCGUCAGCCGAAUCAUCGUGACCUGGGCCAACUUCCUCUACAGCUUACUGGGCUCAGUCUGUAUAUGGAUGUCUCCCGCAACUGUGAAGGCCCAUCUUCCACGCGACUUUGAUGGCAGCUACAGUGACACACAGGUGGUCCUCGACUGUACAGAGCUACGGUGUCAAACACCGUCAUCCAUGCUCCUUCAGAGCGAAGUUUUCUCGACCUACAAGUCCCACUGCACCUUUAAGGCCAUGGUGGGCAUGUCCCCUCACGGAGCCCUGAGUUUUGUUUCAGCACUCUUUGAGGGUUCCAUGAGUGACAAGGAGGUGUUUCGUCAGUCAGGGAUUGCACCACUCUUAAUGCCUGACAUGGCCAUCAUGGUUGACAAGGGAUUCUUGGUGGAUGACCUUGUACCUGGGACUGUUCAUCGUCCUGCCUUCCUCUCCAAGAGGGCCCAAAUGCCAGAGGUGGAUGUUCUGAAGACGCAGUCCAUCGCCCGUUUGAGGGUGCAUGUCGAGAGGAUGAUCAGAAGAGUUAAAGAAAAUAAACUCUUUGAUACCACCAUCCCUCUCUCCAUUGCAGGGAGCAUAAACCAACUCUUCACUGUCGCUUGUCUCCUCUCAAAUUACCAAAAUGGACCUCUUGUCAAGAAAUGGAGAUAUGAAGUUUGAUAUUGUAGCUUAAUCUUUUUCUGAGGAAUAUGAUAACUAUUGUUCUGUUAAACAUAAAGAAUUCAUGAAAUUAAAUCAUUUUUAUUGCCUUUAAUAUCAAGAUAAUAAAUAUUUCUUGGCGUGCUCACGGCACACACACAUUUUAUUGUGUUUACUUUUUGGGAAGGCAAGGUUAAUCAUGGAAAACAUCUGCCAUUGAAAGUUAAAGAUGCACAAACAUUAACAUAAAAUAAUCUCAAUCAUAAAACGUACCAUUAAAAGUGAAAAUUAAAGAACAGAUCUUAUUUUAUCUCAAUCCUGAAGCAUUACACAUUUCUGCAAGUAGACAUAAAAAUAAAACCUGUCUACUUUCUC
Molecule: messenger RNA, 1473 nt
Organism: Osmerus eperlanus (European smelt)
Lineage: Eukaryota; Metazoa; Chordata; Actinopteri; Osmeriformes; Osmeridae
Exons: 3
Coding region: 43-1119 (358 amino acids)
Source: RefSeq, a predicted model, not a curated record